This is a messenger RNA of Aphanomyces astaci, 600 nucleotides long. RefSeq lists its product as hypothetical. Bases 1 to 600 code for a protein of 199 amino acids. Lineage: Eukaryota; Oomycota; Saprolegniomycetes; Saprolegniales; Verrucalvaceae. The record is from RefSeq and is a predicted model, not a curated record. The transcript has 2 exons.
AUGGACAAAGCUACUGCCGUAGGACAUCGCACCGUUGUUAAGCUUUUGCACAUCGACAGGAAGGGGCGACCUUCCAUGCCAUCGACUACACAGCAGCCGCGGGCCCAUCUCGUUAUGGUCCAUUUCCGUUACGACCGUCGGACACAAGGCCCCACAACUGUGGUGAUGACGUGGGCUGCCAUGAAUGAUAACCUCGACGUCGUGAAGUACCUCCACGACCACCGAAGGCUACACCGACAAGACCGCGGAUUUUGCACAGCGCGAGGAGGGCACAUGGACGUCGCCCAGUUUCUCGACACCCGUCGAGCAGAAGGGGACACGACCCACACCGAGGGUUAUACGACCAAUGCCAUGGGGUGGGCUGUAACCAAUGGCCGUUUGGAUGUGUCGACGUAUUUCCAUCAACGAAGGGCCGAAGGGUUCCGUCGUGGCGCUGGAUUGAGCGGCGCGAAUGGAAAUUUAGAAUGUGUGCAGUUCCUACAUCGCUAUCGCGCCGAAGGCUGCACCACGUAUGCCAUGGAGGCGGCUCGACAUGGACAUUUCCACGUUAUGCAGUUUCUCUCGGAGCAGGCGCAAUGCGCCGGCGGGAGGACAUUGUAA